UACUUGCUGCCAUCCUCAUCUUCUUUUUAGGGCUCCCUCUCUUCCGGGUGAGGACUGAGGAGGCCUAGCUCUUCCUUGGCUUCUCCCAAACAUCUGUUAAAUUGGAACAAAUUUGUCAUUCUGGAUAGUGAUUUCCUUUUCGGGUGGCAUCACUCAUUGGAGCUGCAUCGGUAAGGAUUCUAGAGGGAGUCUGGUGAUUGUUUUCUUGAACAAUGGAGGCUGAUCCUUGGAGCCGAUUGUUUUCUGCUUCUUCGAAGCGACAUCAGUUAUGCCCGCAAUCCAGAUAUGAUCUCCACCUUGGCGCAGAAGAGGUUGAUGGAAUUGAAGACGACUCUUGUGCGGAAUUUUUCUGCCCGUUUUGCUCUGAGUAUUUCGAUAUCGGAGUGCUUUGUAGUCACAUCGAUGACGAGCAUCCUCAGGAAGCUAAUAGUGGGAUUUGUCCGAUAUGUGGAUCAAGAGCUGGUGUGGAUUUGGUUGGUCACCUUACAAUGGAACAUGGAAAUUUCUUUAAGAUACAUAAGAGUAGAAGGUUCCGGAGAGGCGCCUUGGGUUCUCAUUCUACGCUUUCCCUCCUGAGAAAGGAACUGAGGGAAACUAAUGCACAAGCCCUUCUUGGGGGUUGGUCCCAUUCAAGUGCCCCUCUUUCUGCAGCACCAGAUCCGUUGUUGUCAUCAUUGAUUUACACAUUACCUGUAGCUAAUUCUUCAAAUGACAUGCCACCUGAACCUGAAUCUCUGGAUGAGGGAGCCUUUACUAGUGAACAUUCAGAGAAAAAGGCUGUUGAAAGCUCCAUACAAUGUUUAUCUGACAAGGAGCAGGAGGAAAGAAUCCGGAAGUGUGAUUUUGUUCAGGGGCUUGUCCUCUCCACAAUAUUUGAGGACAUCGAUUGAGUAGUGUUCCUAGUUCUUUCUGAUGGUGGCUUACUUAAUUAGCUUCAGCAAGACGUGAUAAUAUCAGAACUGCAAAUUGUAGCUAUCUGCUGCUCAUUGAUCUCUUUCUUCGAGAAAUAAGCGUUUUAGAUGAUGAGAGCUGUUAUGUGUUUAAAGCUCUUUAGAAAGAGAAACAUGUUAUAUUAUGUGUUAUAUAUGUUGUAUUUUUACUAUGAAACUUUAAUAAAAUCAUCCUUUGAGCACGAGUUAUCUGGCUCGUGGCUCGUGGCUUUCACUA
Phalaenopsis equestris is the source of this 1167-nucleotide messenger RNA. RefSeq names its product protein DEHYDRATION-INDUCED 19 homolog 2-like. The coding region runs from base 213 to 890 and encodes 225 amino acids. The transcript is spliced from 5 exons. The record is from RefSeq and is a predicted model, not a curated record. NCBI's taxonomy places the organism in Eukaryota, Viridiplantae, Streptophyta, Magnoliopsida, Asparagales, Orchidaceae.